AUAAAUCAACCAAAGGAAUAUUUAGAAUUGUUUGUCAACAGUCAGAUGUAGUUAAUAUUGAUAAAAGACCAAAAGGAAAUGCCUAAAAACACACAUUUGUCAACAUCAGAUGACAAGGAAAAGUGUACAAUUUGUUGUUUUUGAUGUGCUGUUUAUUUUGUUGUCCACAAGCUUGUUGAAGUGUUAAACAGGGGUGGGAAAAAGAACAAAUACUUAUUAGUAAUUGAAAAAAAUUAUUAAACCUACUUCAAAAAGUACAUUUUCAGAAAAGUUAUUCAAGUAAAUGUGUAUGUGAGUAAAUGUAGCACUUUACUACCCACUUCUGGUUUUAGAGUGAGCUCAAUGAACAGCUUGCAAGUAGAACACCUUUAUUCCCCCAAGGGCAAUUCUUUCUGUUAGUUUGGGUCAUGUCCUUGUACCUCAUAAGAAGAAAUCUUUGUUACUUCAUUGUGACCCCAGCAUUCUGACAGCGAGGGGACAUUGCCCGCUGACAAGCGGCCUUUACAAGCCACUUCUAGUGUUAGCUCUCUUGGCUUGUGCGAGUCUUCAGCUGAGAAGCCUGUCGCAGGAGAAGAAUACUCUCUUGAAGGCCUGAUUCCCAGUGAUAAUGAGGAGCCGGUCCAUAGCUCACCAUCUCUGAAGGGCAGAUUGAUGCAAGACAAUGAGGACGAAGCAGAGGGGGAGGAAAGUGACUCUGACGAUAUUCUAAUGGAGGACAACCAGGUAGCUGACUUUGCCAGUUCCAUGUUGGCUGCCAUUUCCUGCUGGCACUAUAGAGCCAGAGCUUUGCUUUCCAUGGACUUCACAACGGAGGAAGAGGGGUGUGAGGUCACUGAGAAUAAUUUUAAAAGAGAAAAUGGCCCAUCAGUUGAACAGGUGGAGGCAUAUCUUUCGGAUGAAAAAUAUAUCUCAGAACAGGAAAAAUCUCAAAACCUGAAAAUAGCCUCUUACUGGGGAUCCACUGAGAAAUUAAAGCCAGACACCUUUUGUGAUCCAGAGUCCAUAGAGAUGGACCAGCAGGUCCCAAAUAUUCAGGAUCUGGAGUCGGCAAGGGAAAAAGAUGAUCAGAAAGGUCCCAAAGAAGAGACAGAAGAGGCCCCAUCUCUGUUACAGCAAACUGACACACCUGGUGAUUCUUCAGAGGAAGAGGAGGAUGUAGAAGAGAAAUCAGACUCCACUAGCAUCCUACCAUCAUCUGUGCUUGAUAAGGCCAGCGCCAUUGCGGAACACUUUGUCUGUACCGCACGACGUAGUAGCAUAAGCACAGAUGAAAUGCGCUCCCUUGGUUGCCCAUCUCCACAUCUUCCCAGCAGGACUGGAAGCACUCUAAGUCUGGGAGAUACCCGCAUUGCUAGCACCUGCUCUGAGUCACAUGGCAUUUCAUUGACCCAGGAAGCCCCUCCAUCAUCAGACUUCAUGAUUGGGUCGUCAGGGGACGACAGUCUUUUUGACUCUGAUCGAAGCAUCUACAGAAGAAGGGAUUCAGUGCUUUCCCGGCAAGAUCAACUACUCAUUGACAAGAUAAGGAGCUACUAUGAGAAUGCAGAACACCAGGAUGCUACUUUUAGCCUAAAGCGUAGAGAGAGCCUCACUUACAUUCCAAGUGGGCUUGUUAGAAAUUCUGUUAGUCGUUUCAACAGCAUUCCUACUGAUAAAGGCCUUGACCUAGAGAAGACCACCAGUACAUCUGGACCUGAUAAAGCUAUUGAAUCUCUUCUUGUUACUUCAGCUUUAUUAGAGACCACUUUGAGUGCAAAUUCAGCCUCUCUGGAACAUCCUGUUAUCAGUGCUCCCACAGAUUUCACUAGGUUUGACUCUGAUGUAGAUGGUUUCAUGAAACCUCAGUCCAUCUAUUACCAAACUGAAAGUCAUCCAGAAGAGGUUUUCCGCUCCUCUUCUGAGAUGAUCAAAGUCUGGCAAGAUAUGGAAAGAGAGGUCACUAGAUGUCAAGGGGAUCUCAAAGCACUGAGGCCUAGAGAAAGUCCUUUUUAUAGAGGGACCAGUCCCAGUCUACCCAGGAAGGAUCCCAACCUGGGUAAAAAGACAGAAGCCAAAGGUGUUGAUGGACAGGUUAUAUCUGAAGAUUCAAAUCUGAGCACUAUCAGAGAGGAGUCCUUCACACCAUCACCUUGUAAAGAGAAGAAAAACCGUGCAGCCAGUGAGAAUGAUGUCAUCAGACCCAGACAGUGGGAGGAUGAAGUUAGACCCCUUAGAGCUCUAGCCCCCCGAGUUAUCAGGCUGAGAGCAGAAACUGAAGAUGAGAGAGACACAGGAGCUCAGUCAGCAGAAGAUGCUGAUUCAUCCCAAAACAAAGUUUUUCAUCUUGCAAGGAAGUACAGUCAACGCAUUAAGUGCACACAACCAAUGCUGAGACAAAGGAGUCAGGAAUCUGGGGAUACAUGGUUGGCCACGAGGAACCUUCUAUCGGUGGUAGAAGAAAAGCCAGAGAAGGAGAACAAGGGUAAACCAGACUUGAUGCUGUCCAUGGCUGCAAAUGAUGAGGCUGAUUAUGAUAGACACCAGAAGUCCCAGGUUAUGACUCCCAGCCCAGUCCACACUCCUAAUUCUGUCAGUAGCCCAAAGGUCUUGUCCCCACAUUUGUCCCAUUCCAGGAGUCCUAUUAGUCCUCCACCUGAGAACUUCAACUGGCCAGAUGUCCGUGAGCUUCGCUCAAAAUAUGCACACAUUAGCAGCUCGUCUUCUCAACCACUAGUAGGCCAAAGUCGUUCUGUGGCUGAGAGAAUGUUCGAUGGCAGUUCUAGAAGACGUUCUAGCUGUUCUUCUAGCCGCUUAGUCACCUCUAAUGGCUCCACAGACUCUUCAAUUGACACGUUUUAUCUGGGAAAGGAUUCAGGAGAAUUGCUGACUCGAAUGCAUCGUGCUGGUUCUCUAGACCAAAAAUUGGGUAGUUUGUACUUGAGUGAUCUGCAUAAUCUUCAGAGUAAAAGCAGUGGCUACUAUGUCUCCGCUCAAGCUACCCUUCCAAAUGAGAAGAAUAUAAUUGUGGUUGAGAAAGUACCUGAGGUUACACCAUCAGUAGAGAUGGACCUACCUACCAAAGAGUGCAUGAAACAGGAAAUAACAACAGAUGAUGGCUACGUCCAAAUUCGCUCACCAACUUCUCAUGAGAAGAUCUCAAUUAUGGCUGUCAUUGACCGCUGUCGGGCGUAUCAAGAGUCAGAGGAAUACCGUCUGAGGGAAGAAGGAGCAUCUAAGACAGAACAGUUACCUAAGACUGAAAGGUGCAAAAAACUUGAGAAAGCUCCAUCCCCUAGAGAACACUUAGAUGAUGAUGUUGUUAAAAAUGCAUUGGAUUCUGGGAAAAAGGCUGACGCUAGUCAACACAGUGUUGUCAGGAACCUCAGAGAAAAAUUCCAAAACAUAAGAUAAAAUCACUUGUUUUAAGGUACAUGUAUUUUAUGUUUCAGAAAUACUACAAAGUUGUUGGCUUCAUUCAUUUUUUUUUAUGUCUUGACCACUGAAGGUAUGGUCAGCACAUAUGCUGUAGCCAAAUAAAUCAUUUGGCAAAUUUAAACCUCAAAACUAAUAUUCUUUACAUUUUGCAUGCUACUUUACUGGUAUUUUGGACACUGUUUGAUUUAUGUUGCCUACUGUUAAUCCUAGGAGAAACCUAUGGAUUUUUUUAAGGUCUGAAUGUCAGGCAGAAAGUGUAAAUAUUGUACAUUCUUGCACAUGCAUUCAUUCUGUUGUACCAUUGAUUGUAGAUGUACUUGUAUGAGUUUAGUAGUUAUUUUACAUAAAUGACAUUCUUCUUUAUGAUUGUUUAAAUUUUGGCAAAAGUAAGGCUAUUCAUGUAAUACAGUAAAGUCUAUACUUGCAGAGUAGUGUAAUUACAGUCUAUAUUCUAAAUGGAACAGACCACUUGAAAACGGGUUUUUAUUUAACUUUUAACUAGAUGGCAUGCAUGGGACAAGUGUUAUUUUCCUUUUUACCUAGGCAGGGUAUUUAGGAAUAGCUCCCUUUUUGUCUAGGUAACUAGAUCCUAAUGUUUAAAGACAAAACAAGUAGUACAGUAUGACAAUUUUAAUGAAAUUUUAACCUUACCAUGUGUCAUUGUGGUGCAUGAUAUAUCUGCCACUAACACCAGACUUUGGGUAACGUCACAACAAUAGAGAAUAUGAUCCAGUUGGUUUAGCAGCCCAUGAUUAAUGCUGAUAGACUGGUCUUUGUGAAAUCGGUAAUUUUCUUCAUAACAGCUCUCUUAUUGGGGGGUGUGUGUGUGUUAUUUAUUAAGAUUCUAUCUGUACAAAUAUACAAAUGCACCAAGAAAUACAGUUCAUAAAGUGAAAAGUCUGGAAGAUUCACUCCGUAAUAAAACCGAAGAAAAUUCAA
Messenger RNA from Ctenopharyngodon idella (grass carp), 4353 nucleotides. RefSeq names its product pleckstrin homology domain-containing family G member 3-like. The transcript is spliced from 4 exons. The record is from RefSeq and is a predicted model, not a curated record. Lineage: Eukaryota; Metazoa; Chordata; Actinopteri; Cypriniformes; Xenocyprididae. The coding region runs from base 652 to 3390 and encodes 912 amino acids.